Messenger RNA from Epinephelus moara (kelp grouper), 716 nucleotides. It is a transcript of the gene nxt2, whose product is annotated as nuclear transport factor 2-like export factor 2. Bases 161 to 592 code for a protein of 143 amino acids. Gene Ontology annotation, biological process: protein import into nucleus. Lineage: Eukaryota; Metazoa; Chordata; Actinopteri; Perciformes; Serranidae. The transcript has 4 exons. Gene Ontology annotation, cellular component: nuclear pore central transport channel. The record is from RefSeq and is a predicted model, not a curated record.
CGGAGGAAGUAAUUCAAGCGGUAAAAUGGCGGCGCUAGCUAAAGUAUGCUAACCGAACGAGAAUAAGAAAAUCCCAUUUAACCAAUACUCUCUAUUUUUCUGCAUCCCGUCUGAUAGCAGUCAAUAUUUCAGUGCUCUUUCAAUCAAUAUAUAUGUACUAAUGGCAGCCUUGAUUGAUUUCAGGACCCAUGUCGACCAGUCAUGCAGAUAUUCAGAAGAAUUUGUCAACAUUUAUUACGACUGUAUGGAUAAGAAAAGAAGGAAUUUGACCCGGCUCUACCUGGACAAGGCGACCCUGGUGUGGAACGGGAAUGCAGUGUCAGGACAGGAUGCUCUGGGCGAGUUUUUUGAGUCACUGCCUUCGAGCGAGUUCCAAGUUCAAACCCUGGAUUGUCAGCCAGUUCAUGAGCAAGCAACUCAAGGUCAGACUACACUGCUUGUGGUGACUGGUGGGACGGUCAAGUUCGAAGGGAACAAACAGCGUUUCUUCAACCAGAACUUUCUUUUGACAGCUCAGGCGUCACCCAACAAUGACCAGCCUGUUUGGAAGAUUGCUAGUGACUGUUUCCGAUUUCAAGACUGGAAUAGCUGAGGCUCUCUUCGUCUCCGCUUUCCCCUCUAAAAUGUACAAACACUCAGCAGUGAUAAUCUAGAUGCUCUUUGUUUAUUUCUGUUUUGUAACAAAAUAAAAGUCUUAUACAUGUUAUGAAAAAAAA